This is a messenger RNA of Salarias fasciatus (jewelled blenny), 1681 nucleotides long. It is a transcript of the gene erlec1, whose product is annotated as endoplasmic reticulum lectin 1. Gene Ontology annotation, biological process: retrograde protein transport, ER to cytosol; endoplasmic reticulum unfolded protein response; ERAD pathway. The transcript is spliced from 14 exons. NCBI's taxonomy places the organism in Eukaryota, Metazoa, Chordata, Actinopteri, Blenniiformes, Blenniidae. Bases 147 to 1601 code for a protein of 484 amino acids. The record is from RefSeq and is a predicted model, not a curated record. Gene Ontology annotation, cellular component: endoplasmic reticulum lumen.
CUCACUUCCUGCGGUCGGUGCCGUAUUGACAUCCGCCUUCAGGUCCGUGGAGCCGGACUUCCCCGCGCCCUGAAGCCCCCCGGCCGCUGUGGGUGUGAGCCGGAGAGGAGGCUCUUGUCUUCCAUGAGGAGCGGGUCGUAGGAGCGAUGACAGCCGGGCUGCUGCUGCUGUUCGUCGGGGAGCUGCUGCACGUCUGCGGCAGCGUCUCUGCGAACCGAGGAGGAUAUCCCUCUUUCACAGACGAAAUCCCCUUUAAAAUCUCCUGGCCUGGAGCUGAAUUCACGCUGCCGGCUUCAGGAGCUCUGUACAGUGAAGAUGACUUUGUGAUCAUGACCACAGCAGAAAAGGAGAACUACAAAUGUCUGCUGCCUUCACUGACAGGAGGAGAGGAGGAUGAUGAGAAGGAGUACAGCGGACCCAGUCCUUCUGAGCUGCUGGAGCCUCUAUUCAAACGAAGCAGCUGCUCCUACAGGAUUGAGUCAUACUGGACGUAUGAAGUCUGCCAUGGGAAGCACAUACGACAGUACCACGAGGAGAAGGAGACGGGCCAGAAGAUUAAUGUCCAGGAGUACUUUCUGGGGAAUCUGGCACAGCAGAGUAAUUCAGCAGAAACAGAUCAAGUGGAAGAAACAGAAAGUGACAAGCCAGCAGCAGACACAGAAGUGCCCUCUAAGAACAUUGAAGGCCAGCUGACUCCAUAUUACUCCUUGGAGAUGGGAAACGGGACUCCCUGUGUGCUGAAACAGGAUGAGCCUCGCUCCACGUCUGUGCUGUACGUCUGCCACCCUGAAGCCAAGCAUGAGAUCUUGUCCGUCGCCGAGGUCACCACCUGCGAAUACGAGGUGGUGGUGUUGACGCCUUUGCUCUGCGCUCACCCAAAGUACAGGUUCAAGUCUUCCCCAGUGAACGCCAUCUUUUGCCAGGCUCUGUCAGGCUCCCCUCUGCGGCCCCAGCGACUCGCCCAACUGGAAAAGGAGCAAGAGGAACAGCUGAAGCCGCCCUUCAGUGCAUCUUCUGAGACGCGAGAGGAGGAGGCGGCGCCAGUCCGAGAGGAAGCCUUCACAUCCACUCACAAACCCAUGACCGUGGCGGGGCAGGCUCAGGUCACGGUCGGCACCACUCACAUCUCUCGUCUCACAGAUGAUCAGCUCAUCAAGGAGUUCCUCAGUGGCUCAUAUUGUCUGCACGGGGGCGUUGGCUGGUGGAAGUAUGAAUUUUGUUAUGGAAAACAUGUCCAUCAGUACCAUGAGGACAAAGAACAAGGAAAGAACAUUGUGGUGGUGGGAAACUGGAACGCGGAGGAGCAUAUCGACUGGGCCAAGAAGAACGUAGCUCGAUCCUACCAGCUCAAGGAUGACGGAGUGCAGAAAGUCAAGUUGGUUUCGCACUUUUACGGCCACGGGGACACGUGUGACCUGACAGGGAAGCCCAGGCAGGUCGUCGUCAAGCUCAAAUGCAAGGAGUCAGAGUCUCCCCACGCUGUCACCGUCUAUAUGCUGGAGCCUCAGAUCUGUCAGUAUGUGCUUGGGGUUGAGUCUCCAGUCAUAUGCCGGAUACUUGAUACGGCUGAUGAGCAUGGACUUCUGUCAGUCUCCAGCUAAAAAAAAUAAAAAAAACAAAAAAAAAACAAAGCAGAUGACAGCAAACACGCAUGAAGGACAGGAAAAGGACGCCCAUGAAA